GGUGGCCCUUCCCGGCUGCUCACUCUCUUCCCGCCCCUGGGCCCGUGUCCACCCUCUUCUCGUACCUUCUAGCAGUUGAGCUGUAAGCUGCACUGUUCGUCAGGAUGCUCGGCCAGCAGGUUUUAGUGCUCAAUCAGAACAUAAAGAGAGAGUCAGGACGUAAAGUCCAGACUGGAAACAUCAAUGCCGCCAAGACCAUUGCAGAUGUGAUCCGGACCUGCCUUGGCCCUCGGGCCAUGAUGAAGAUGCUGUUGGACCCCACAGGAGGAAUCGUGAUGACUAACGAUGGAAAUGCCAUCCUCAGAGAGAUCCAGGUCCAGCAUCCUGCCGCCAAAUCCAUGAUUGAGAUCAGUCGAACACAGGAUGAGGAGGUGGGAGACGGAACCACAUCUGUCAUCAUCCUGGCUGGGGAGAUGUUGGCUGUAGCUGAACAGUUCUUGGAGCAGCAGAUGCAUCCAACUGUCAUUAUCAGUGCCUACAGACAGGCUUUGGAGGACAUGUUGGAUGCCCUGAAGGACGUCAGCACACCAGUGGACACAUCAGAUCGCUCCAUGAUGCUGAAGAUUGUCCACUCAGCCAUCAACACCAAAGCUCUAAGCCGCUGGUCAGAGCUGGCCUGCAGCAUUGCACUGGACGCUGUCCGCACUGUCGAAUUGGAGGACAACGGACGCAAAGAGAUUGACAUCAAGAAGUACGCCAAGGUGGAGAAGGUGCCCGGUGGGAUCAUUGAGGACUCGUGUGUUCUCAGAGGGGUGAUGGUGAACAAAGACGUGACCCACCCUCGUAUGAGACGUAUGAUCAAAGAUCCUCGCAUCGUCCUGCUAGACUGCAGUUUGGAGUACAAGAAGGGAGAAAGCCAGACUGACAUUGAGAUCAGCAAGGAGGAGGACUUUGCAAGAAUUCUGCAGAUGGAGGAGGAAUACAUCCAGCAGAUCUGUGAGGACAUUAUCCGCCUGAAGCCAGACCUGGUGUUCACCGAGAAGGGCAUUUCAGAUCUGGCUCAACACUACCUGGUAAAGGCCAACAUCACGGCAAUCCGCCGCGUCAGGAAGACUGACAACAACCGCAUCGCCAGGGCGUGUGGGGCUCGUAUCGUCAGUCGGACUGACGAGCUGCGUGAGGAGGACGUUGGUACAGGGGCGGGGCUGUUUGAGGUGAAGAAGAUUGGAGAUGAGUACUUCACCUUCGUGACUGAGUGCAAAGACCCCAAAGCCUGCACCAUCCUGCUGAGGGGCGCCAGCAAGGAGAUCCUGGCUGAGGUUGAGAGGAACCUGCAGGACGCCAUGCAGGUGUGCCGUAAUGUCCUGAUAGAGCCCUACCUGUUGCCAGGUGGUGGCGCCGUUGAGAUGGCAGUGUCUAAGCGUCUGACAGAGCGUUCUCGCGCUCUAACAGGGGUUGAACAGUGGCCGUACCGCGCUGUAGCCCAGGCCCUGGAGGUGAUCCCAAGAACCCUGAUCCAGAACUGUGGUGCCUCCACCAUCAGAGUCCUGACCUCUCUGAGGGCUAAACACACUCAGGAGGACGGUUUGACUUGGGGAGUGGAUGGAGAGACCGGAUGCCUGUCUGAUAUGACAUCUCUGGGGAUCUGGGAGCCACUCGCUGUCAAAGCUCAGACCUACAAGACUGCUGUGGAGACGGCGAUCCUCCUGCUGCGUAUUGACGACAUCGUGUCUGGACACAAGAAGAAAGACAAAGACGAGGCGACUGGUGGACAAGGAGCUGAAUAAACCACCCUGACUGUGUGCGUGUCUGUCUGUGCGUGUGUGUGUGCGUGUGUGUGACAGCUUCUCGAAAACUAAAGCCCAGUUUGGAAACGUCUGUUCUCAUUGGUUCUGGUCUAAAUAAAGUGAUACAGCUCA
Messenger RNA from Sphaeramia orbicularis (orbiculate cardinalfish), 1859 nucleotides. RefSeq names its product chaperonin containing TCP1, subunit 3 (gamma) (gene cct3). The record is from RefSeq and is a predicted model, not a curated record. Lineage: Eukaryota; Metazoa; Chordata; Actinopteri; Kurtiformes; Apogonidae. Gene Ontology annotation, biological process: protein folding. Gene Ontology annotation, molecular function: ATP hydrolysis activity; ATP binding; ATP-dependent protein folding chaperone. The coding region runs from base 105 to 1727 and encodes 540 amino acids. The transcript is spliced from 14 exons.